UUAUUUAUACCUUCUAUUACUAUACUAUUUGUUCUGUUUGUUUACACUAUUUGUCAUUGCCGCUCAAUUUUCAAUUUUACGUAGCCCCCUACAAUGUACGAAGUCCAAACUUAGGGUACCCCUUCUUGGGAAGGUUAGGUUAGAUUUGGACCAACAUUCAUCAAUGAGGAAAACAAAUAAUUAUUCAUAUUGUAACUGUCUGACUCGAAUCGAAAAGCUAUGGUGAAACAGAGGCGUUGACCCAAGAAAUAAGAUCAGGCACAUGUCGCGCCUUAUCUUCUCGAUAUUGUUCUACACUUCUGAAAGCAUAUUCAAACCAAGCCAGUGUGCGCACGAGCACUGACGCAUUCGAAAUGUGGUGUUGGCGCAAGAUGCUCGGUAUAUCUUGGACAAAAGGAAAAACAAAUGUACUUUUCUGACAAAGACUACAUAAAAGGCAGCCAAUGGCUGCGGCAGCGGCAGUAGCGCUGCGAGCGCCGGGCGCGGGGCGCAUGCGCGCGUGGCGCGUGCACGCGUACGGCGCGCUGGCCGAGCUGCGGCUGGACGAGGCGCGCGUGCCGCCGCUGCGGCGCCCGCGCGACGUGCUGGUGCGCGUGCGCGCCGCCUCGCUCAACCCCAUCGACGUGGCCAUGAUCGGCGGCUACGGCGCCCGCGCGCUCAACACGCUGCGCGCGCUCGACGGCGCCGACGGCGUGGAGUUCCCGCUGGUGCCGGGCCGCGACUUCGUGGGCACGGUGGAGCGCGCGGGCCCCGCGGCGCGGCUGCGGCCCGGCCAGCGCGUGUGGGGCGUGGUGCCGCCGCACUGCCAGGGCUCGCACGCCGACUUCGUCGUCGUCAAAGAUGAAUGGGCGGGAGUGGCUCCGCGGGCGCUGGAGGACGCGGCGGCGGGCGGCGCGCUGUACGCGGCGCUGACGGCGUGCGCGGCGCUGCGGGCGGCGGCGCUGGGCCCGCGGCCGCGCGUGCUGCUGCUGGGGCUGGGCGGCGUGGGGCAGGCGGCGCUGCAGCUGCUGGUGGCGCGCGGCGCGCACGUCACGGUGGGCUGCUCCGGCGAGCUGGCGGGGCUGGCGGAGCGGCUCGGCGCCGCCGUCGUGCUCGACCGCCACGCGCCGGAAUAUGACCACCAGCUGGAGGCGUGCAGCCCGUACUCGGCGGUGCUGGACUGCGCGGGGCUGGGCGGCGAGGAGGCGGCGGCGCGGCGCUGGCGGUUCGCGCGCUACGUGACGCUCAGCACGCCGCUGCUGCGCCAGAUGGACGCGCGCGGGCUGGCGGCGGGCGCGCUGUGCGCCGGCGCGGCGCUGCUGGCGCAGAGCGCGCGCGUGGCGGGCGCGGGCGCGGCCGGCGCGCUGCCGCCGCACGUGCGCUGGGCCUUCUUCUCGCCGUCCGCCGCCGACAUCGAGCUGCUGCGGCGGCUGGCGGAGCGCGGCCAGUUCGCGGUGUGCGUGGAGCGCGUGUGGGCGUGGUGGCGCGCGGCGGAGGCGUUCGAGCGCGCGGCGCGGGGGGGGGCGCGCGGCAAGCUGCUGCUGGACUGGACGGCGCCGCCCCCGCAGCCCGCCUGAGUCUCGCCGCUGUUCCGUGCUGACUGACCGUACUGCGCUGUCAAUUUACGAAGCACGGCAUGGUACUUGCGAUAUAAAGUAAAUCGUAAGAUAAAUAGUACAUCCGCGUCUGAUGUUUCAUCUCGAAACUAUCCGACUCAUCUCUCAGAUCAAAUACUUCAGGACUAUUUUCAGAGCGGUUUCAAACUAGCGGACAUUCCGCGCGACUUCACUGUUUGUAAUGACGUUGCCGCAGUCGUAUGGGAAAGAACAACAGAUGUCCAUUCAUACCAUCCAUCCAACCUUAGAUACGAUUUUAUAUAUAUUACGAUAUUGCGAUUUGCGUUUAUAAAUAAAGAAAUUACCACAAAUUACUUGUUUUGUGGCAGAUGCUACGGUGUUCAACAGUUUCAUAGACUUGGCGUUGACUGUAGGUAGGUACUAUUUUUGAAAAAAUAUGGUUAUUGUAAAAAAUAGGUAUAGUAACAGAAAGUUCGAGAAGUAAAUAAGUAUACUAUC
Molecule: messenger RNA, 2054 nt
Organism: Helicoverpa zea (corn earworm)
Lineage: Eukaryota; Metazoa; Arthropoda; Insecta; Lepidoptera; Noctuidae
Product: reticulon-4-interacting protein 1, mitochondrial
Exons: 4
Coding region: 444-1556 (370 amino acids)
Cellular component (GO): mitochondrion
Molecular function (GO): oxidoreductase activity
Source: RefSeq, a predicted model, not a curated record